CCCACAAUGACAGCACCUUGUCGAUCCCCAAAGCCUCGUGAACAGCAAGCCACGGGUGGCAGCGGUGACCAAUCGCAGGCACAUUAUUACAUUGCACAUGUCUUGACCAGCCGUGUCCGCCCUUCGAUCCAUCUGUGCCGUGUCGAAGUCCGAGGUUUGCGCAGAGGUGUGCUACACCUUACGAAGUCGUACAUGGCGAGCUGACCUUCUUGGAUACAUCAUCAUGUAAUAUUAUAAUCAUGUCAGGCAAAGAAGACAUUGCCUACGCGGCACAAGCUGAUGCCUUUACCAUCUAUCAUCAUAUACAAGAACUCCCAGAGCCAACCACGUCAAGCUAUGCUGGCGGCCCAGCACUUCCAGCACUUGGUCACGCAGUAGCUGGGGCGUUGGCAAGCGGAGGCGUCAGACUUGUGCUAUACCCACUCGAACUUGUCACGACACGCUUGCAGGUACAGCGGCAGCUCCGUGCUCCCUCGGAGGCACCGUCCGCGGCCCAAGAUGCGGACGCCGAAUAUAGAUCGCCACUCGAUGCUGUACGGAAGAUCUAUAAGCACGAGGGCGGCUUCUCCGCAUUCUAUACUGGAUGUGCACCCGAUCUAGUCAAAGGCGUCGCAGACUCUUUCCUCUUCUUCCUUGCGUACACUUUCCUACGCCAGCGUCAGCUCAAGAAGGACGGUACGAAAGAUCUCAGCGUCGUUAAGGAAUUAGCGGUCGGCAUCGCCGCCGGGUCGUUGGCGAAGCUCUUCACCACUCCUAUACAGAAUGUCGUGACCCGAAAGCAAACAGCAGCUCUUGUAGCAGCGCGAGAGCCGACGUCGACAGCCAGCCCAGCCGAGAGCGACAAGUUGAGCGUCAGAGCAAUUGCUUCUCAGAUAUAUGACGAGAGAGGCAUUACAGGCUUCUGGCGGGGCUACUCGGCAUCGACUAUCCUCACGCUGAACCCAGCAAUUACCUUUGCUGUCGACAACCUGCUGAAGCAGCUGCUUCCGCCAUCUAAGCGAGACAAGCCGCCACCAGCGCUACGAUUCCUGCUCGCAGCCCUAUCGAAAGCUGUUGCAACCACUCUGACGUACCCGGUGAUACUGGCGAAGUCCAGAGCUCAGGCGGUAUCGCACAGCUCGAUUGCGGAAGCAGAAGGUACUGAGGAGACUCCCUCGGACGACCGUAAAGGCAGACUCCGAAAUCUUACGCACCGAGCGCUCCACCUUUUAAGCGCACAGUAUAGACUCCUCUUGGCGGUGCGCACGAUAUAUCGUAACGAGGGCGUAACCGGAUUGUACUCUGGCCUCGAAGCUGAAGUGCUCAAAGGCUUCCUAAGCCACGGACUUACGAUGACGAUCAAGGACAGAGUUCACAUCGGCGUUAUACAGCUGUACUACAUGGUCCUGCAGCUCCGGGGCCAAUGGACGCAAAGGGUGCAGGAGGCGAGGAGCCUUGCAACUAACGCCAAAGCGCGGGCGGAGAAGGCCGGGGAGGUUGUAAUGGAGAAGGGCGAAGAUGUUCAGCGCAACAUUCACCAGCUCGCCGCCGGCGGCAGGGAGCAGGCGGCAAUGGUCGGCGAAGCGGUGAUGGAAAAGACUGCGGGAUCCCAGCAAGAUGUGCAGAGUCUUGCCGCUGACGCGAAAGUGCAGGCGGAGAAGGCCGGCGGGUCUCUAAUGGAGAGGAGUGUGGCACUGGGAAAAGAUGUCACAAGUCUUGCCGGUAACGCGAAAGUUCUGGCCGAGCAGGCUGGCAGUGCGGUGAUUGAAAGGACUGCAGGAACUCGACAGGAUAUUCAGAAUCUUGCCGCUGAUGCGAAGGUGCAGGCCGUGAAAGCAAGUCAGGCAGUUCUGGAAAGGACUGGAGGACUGGGAGGGGACGUCCAGAGUCUCGCCGCUAGCGCAAAGGCUGGAGCGGAGCAGGCUGGGAAUGCCGUGAUGGAGAGGACGGAAGGAUCUCGAGGCGACAUCUCCAAUUUGGCCACUGAUGCGAAGGUGCAAGUGGGGAAUGCAAGUCAGGCCGUGAUGGAAGGCGCCAAGGAGCUGGUCGGGAACGACAAUGGUAAUGAGUAGGAAUCUUUCCAUCGGACAUUGGUCUUUGUUUCAGUAGUGUAUCUAUACAACCUUUUGCGUCCAUCCAAAAUCCAUCAUGACUUUCUUGGAGUUGCGCGCUCCGCGAAUAGUGUUGAUGCGGUAUCCGGUAUGUAU
Baudoinia panamericana UAMH 10762 is the source of this 2186-nucleotide messenger RNA. RefSeq lists its product as uncharacterized. Lineage: Eukaryota; Fungi; Ascomycota; Dothideomycetes; Mycosphaerellales; Teratosphaeriaceae. The record is from RefSeq and is a predicted model, not a curated record. The transcript has 3 exons. The coding region runs from base 240 to 2051 and encodes 603 amino acids.